This is a messenger RNA of Salvia hispanica, 1011 nucleotides long. Lineage: Eukaryota; Viridiplantae; Streptophyta; Magnoliopsida; Lamiales; Lamiaceae. The record is from RefSeq and is a predicted model, not a curated record.
AUGGCAGAUGCUGUUGCGAAUGUGUUUCUGGAAACCCUUCGUGAUUUGGUGGCUGAAGAAACCAAGUUUUUGCUUGGUGUGGGCGGUGAUGUUGACAAAGUCAAAGCAGAUCUGAGAAGCAUCCAUGCCUUGUUGAUGAGAGCUGACAGAGAGAGACGCGAUUCUCCAACUCUAAAGCUUUACAUUUCCCAACUCAAAGAUCUUGCUUUCAAAGCUGAGAAUCUGCUUGAAAAGUAUGCCGUUGAAGUUCAAUCCAAAAGAGGGUUGAGGAGCCUCAAGGACAAAUUUCAAAGGUACAUUUGCAUCAUGUGUGAGUGUUACAGUGUCCACGAAGUUGGGAAGGAGGCUUGCGACAUUAUACCUGCCCUCGACCAACUCGCUAAAGAGUUAAAGUCGGAGUUGGAUCAACAAGGCUCAUCAUCUCAUUCCAAGCAGGAAGCUGAGCAGCAGCGUCUGUUGAGACAGACGUAUGCUCAUGAGGUUGAGCAUGAUUUCGUGGGCAUGGAGAAAGACAUCAAGCUUUUGGUAUCCAAGGUGAAGGAUGAAACCAGAAGGAGACGAGUAGUGAAGAUAUAUGGGAUGGGUGGUCUCGGAAAAACUACUCUCGCCAGAAAGGUGUACAACCACACAGACCUCCAAUCUUAUGCUCGAGCAUGGGUUUGCAUCACCCAACAGUUUCAACCGAAGGCCGUUUUCGCUGAUAUUUUGAAACAACUUGAUAGCAGCGUCAAACAGACUGAUGGUAUGGAAGAUCGCGAGUUGGUGACAAGAAUUCAAAGUUUAUUGAAGGAGAGGAAAUGUCUGGUGGUGAUAGAUGAUAUAUGGGAAGAUGUUCAUUGGGAGAUCAUAAAGCAAGCUUUUCCGGUGAAUUGUGAUGUCAUUCUCACAACUCGUAAUGAGGAUAUUGCUAAUCAACAAUCCGAACCUCACAGGCUGGAAUUUCUGACAAAGGACGAAGGUUGGACUUUACUUCAAAAAGUAGCAGAUAUUUCUCCAGGUCAGAAGUUUUAA